Amphibalanus amphitrite is the source of this 2042-nucleotide messenger RNA. RefSeq lists its product as uncharacterized. The record is from RefSeq and is a predicted model, not a curated record. Lineage: Eukaryota; Metazoa; Arthropoda; Thecostraca; Balanomorpha; Balanidae. Bases 268 to 1323 code for a protein of 351 amino acids. The transcript is spliced from 8 exons.
UUGGUCAGCUGCGAUUGGUGGCCAGAGUCUGCUCCCGGACGGUAACAGAGGACCGUGAAACGACCGGAAGGCUGGGCGACGGCCGUGAUUCAGUUCAUAAACAGACCGGCCGCGAUUAGAGGGCGAUGUGGUAGGGCAGUGCGACACAUAGGAGCGCCGCCAGUGUCGAGACGCCGGUCAGUCUGCCAGGAGCCGCCGGACCCACCCGAACUCACGAUCACCGGGGAGAGUGAGGGGAGAAACGAGUGGUGUUACAAACACAGAAAAAUGGCGAUACAAAUCGGUCACGUUAUAUUCUUCUUUUUGCUGCUGAGCUGGGUGGACGGCCACGGUCGGUUGCUGCGGCCGCCCGCACGCUCAUCCCUCUGGAGGUUCGGCUACAAGUCGCCGAUCAACUACGACGACAACCAGCUCUACUGCGGCGGCAGAGAUCACCAAAUAUCGCUGGGCGGGCGCUGCGGCAUCUGUGGCGAUCCUUACGACGAGCCUGUACCGCGGACUAACGAGAUCGGCGGGCCGGUGUACCGCGGGUACAUCACCGAGCGGUACCUCGAACAGCAGGUUAUAGAGGUCGAUGUGCACAUCACGGCCAACCACAAGGGCUUCAUCCAGUUCAAGAUCUGUUCGGUGCCAGGCUUCGACACAGAAGCGACCCAGGAAUGUCUGGACCGCCACGUGCUAACGGUAGCGGACUCGGAGGUGACAGAGAUACCGAUCCACCCCCGGGACCGGCGUGUGAAGGUGUGGCUCCAGCUGCCGGCCGGCCUCACCUGCCAGCACUGCGUCUUCCAGUGGCGCUACCACGCCGGAAACAGCUGGGGUCAGUGCGUGAACGGCUCGUACGCGGUCGGCUGCGGCCCCCAGGAGGAGUUCUACGGCUGCUCGGACGUCGCCGUCGGUGACGACGUUGGUCCGUCGGACUACCGUCCGACCGUGCCGGAGGUUCCGAAUGAGGUGGACGAGGCGAGAAAGGCCCGGCCGAUUCCUGCGGCGGCUCCGGUCCCGAUUCCAGCACGCCCGGCGGCUCGUCCGGCCCGCCCGACCCGACCUGUCCAGUCGAAGGUCCGCCCGGUCCGCCCGGUCCGCCCGGCUCGUCCAGAGGUCCGCCCAGCUCGUCCGGAGGUCCGCCCGAUCAGGCCGAGGAUCCGCCCUGCCCGUCCGACCUCUCCGGCGACUUCAGCACCGACCACUGAAGUUGAGCCUGCCGCGCGCGUCUGUGUCAGCGUGGGUGCCAUGUCGAGGGUACCCGGUAUGGACGCCUGGUGUCAGCUCAACUGCAACCACUCUCCUCGCUACUGCCCUCCAGAGAUCUGCAGAUGCUGAGCGGCGCACUAACGAAAUUCCGGAGAUCUGUGGCCUGCCGAGUGCCAAGGCUUUCCUAGCAUCUGCAGUUGUUGAGGGCGGCUGCCUCUCAGAGAUCUGCAGUCGUUGAGGGAUAUCUUCCUGAGAGCUACAGCUGCUGAAAUCGGGAGCCCCAGUCUUCUUUCUUCUUGAGAUCAGCAGCUGCUGAGGUCCCGUAGACUAUCGUCCAUUGCUCAUUGAUCGUGCUUUGAUGAACACCUUUGGGCAUGGGAUGGGCAUUAGGUUAUUGGGUAUCGCAACACCUUGACAUGUGAAGUUCCAAAAGUGGAACGAUUCAGGGAUGCUCCAGCGUUCAGUAUUAAUACAGCACUCAGGAGAGAAACAAGCCACAGUUCCGUGUGAAUUCAUAUAGCAUUGCUGCAGCGAUUCAGUAUGACAUGACAAGGAAACAAAGAUGAUCAAGUGACCUGAACGAACAUUGCAAAUGACCAUUCAUUCACAUUUGUUCUUUUACAUGUGACCUUCCGGGACAAGGUCCACCGACAAGAUGCCAGCUUGUACUCAGGGAGCCUGUAGUUGCUCUGACUGACAGCGAGACUUCGGAGACGACGUUUGCGAUCCUUUUGGCAUGCGCUAUAGGGCAUUUUAUUCACUGUUGAGACAUCGGCACCGCCUAAAUUAGCCGGUGCAUUACUACUGAUGUCAUCCAUGUUUGCAAAUAUAUCUGCUUAUCAGCCUUG